UAUUAGAUCUAAUAUUCUAUUAAUAGUUCAGUAGCGAAACGUCGCCAUUAACAUUAGCCAUGACAGUAUGACAGUAGGCGACAUAAUUUUAUUUUCUAUUUCAAUAGCAGGCUUUGCAGGCUUUCUAUUAUCAUGGUUUAUUCACACUGUCGCACUUAUUUACGGAAAAUUAAAAUUGCACAAGAAUGGGCCUGCUGUUUGCCCGGAAGACCUCCAGGGCGUGUCCAUCAUAAAGCCCCUUGUGGGUGUUGACUCUCAUCUCUACUAUAACUUAGAAACAUUCUUCAAAAUCACAUAUCCUAAGUACGAGUUGUUGUUUUCGGUGCAUGAUGAGCAGGACCCUGCAAUCAUGAUUGUCCAGAAGCUUAUAGAAAGAUAUCCAAAAGUGGACGCAAAGUUGUUCAUUGGAAUGAAGUACGUUGGUCCGAACGGUAAAGUCAACAACAUGAUGAAGCCUUUCGAAGCCUCGCGCUAUGACCUCAUCAAUAUCUCCGACAGCUCCAUUCAAGCGGCCCCUGACUACCUCAUGGAUAUGGUGAGUCACAUGACUCCUGACACCGGUCUCGUGCUGCAGAUGCCUUUCUGCUGCGACCGUAAAGGAUUUGCCGGCAUUUAUGAGAAGGUGUUUUUUGGGACAAUGCAAGCCAGGAACAUGCUGGCGGCAGUUGCGACUGGGAUCAACUGUUCAACAGGAAUGUCUUCUCUCAUCCGUAAGGAGAUUGUAGAGAAGGCGGGUGGGUUGCAGACGUUCGCUAAGUACCUCGGGGAGGACUACUUUCUGGCGCAGGAAUGUGUUCAGCAAGACUACAAGGUGAAACUCAGUAACAAGCUGGCCAUGCAGAACUCUGGUGCAUACAGCGUUGAUGCUUUCCACAAGCGCCUCACGCGCUGGGUUCAGCUGAGGAUUUCCACUGUGCCCACGCUGGUAUUCCUUGAACCAAUAUCCGAGUGCUUUCUACAGGGUCUUAUAAUGUCGUGGUGUUUCCAAUACCUAUUUGGUGUUUCGGCCAUGGCAUUCUUUCUCCUGCACGUGCUGCUCUGGUUCCUGGUUGACUACACCUUGCUCAACAUCUGCCAGAAUGGACCGCUGCCGUUCAGCAAGUUUGAGUUCCUCUGCGCGUGGCUUCUACGUGAAUGCACCUCGCCGUAUCUCUCGAUUAAAUCUCACAUGACCACUACCACUGCCUGGCGUCAUAAAAAGUAUAGACUGAGAUGGGGAGGGACUAUAGAGGAAAUUUAAUGUCUCAUAACUGUACUUAGGAUAUGUGAAGGUUUUUCAUGUAGUGUCCAAUUUGUGCCUGAAUCUCUUCUGCACUUACCAUUCCUAUUUAACUUGCAUAUGUACAUUUUCAUUGUACAGUUAGUCUGUCAUUUCAUCAUUUGUAGUUGUGUGUUUCUGAUUUGGAAGACUAGUUUAUAUGAGAAAGAAAAGAAUCAGUUUUAUAGAAAACUAAAUAUAAGUGGUGAAUAAAGUGAUUGUUUAUUCUAUAUUUUUCAGAAUGAAAGAAGCAUUUUUUUGUUUCUUGGAGCUUUUGAACUUUUGGUAUGCAUAUUCUGUAUAUUUUUCAGGACAAAACCAACCCUCCAACUUGCAUUAUUGUUUAUUUUGUUACCUUUUUUGAGCAUCAUAAGUUUCAAAGGGUCUUCAUUACACUCUAUUUCUUUAUUGUUUUCAGUCUCAAUAUACAAACAGAACUGGGCCAGUAGUUUUAAAGCCACCAAAGAGAAAUCUGAACUUAAAUAGAUGUCAAUUGUAGGUUUAAUUUUCUGUGUAAUAUUGGGCAGUCCUUUUAAAAAAAGUUUAUGUAAAAUCCUCCUCAUCUCAACAGUAUAUACUAGAUAAAAACUUUAUAAUUUAAACAGACCUUAAACUGCAAUAGACUUUAAUUUCAUGUAAUAUAGAAAGUUACAAUUUUGCUGACACUUACUAAGUUACUUGCACUAUUUCGACUUGCAAAUAGUGCUUUACUUUGUGGAAACACAUUUUAAUGAUCUAUCUAAAACUAGUGCUGUUUGUUUCAUACUUAUGUUUUGUUAAAAAGUUUUGUUAUGAUGGUUUUAACAUGUAAACAGUACUUAUGUGGCAUUACUUGUGUAGUGGUCACUUUUAUAUAAAUAAAAUCAUUUUUUUUUCCAGAAAUGAGAAAUGCUAAGUUAUUUAUUUAUUUUGUGUUAUUUUAUAGUUCUAAUAUUUUUUAUAUUUUUCUGUUCCAAGAACUGGCAACAUAAUAAUUAAAUUUAAACAUAUGUAUAAUCCCUGUUUAUAGUAAUAAAUAUCAUUUUCAUUAAUGAAACAUGAAAAUUCAAGAGAAACAUUUUCCCUUACUUAUGCGAUUAAGCGAAUUUAAUGAUGUUUUUUUUGUGUGUGUAUAUUUUAGUAAAUUGAAUGAUUAUUUCAUUAUUUUGGUUUGCUGUUUCAUGUUGUACAUUUUUUAAGUCUUAAUAUGUAAAUGCCUGUCUUUACUUUGUAAAAUUUUUCCUAAAAUUUGAAAUAUCUACAAAAUUUACAUCUAAAUUUGAAAAUAUCAUUAUUGAACUGUGCAAAACUUGCUCUUAUUUUUUUGUUUCUGAAUUGACCUUUAUCUUUGAAGGAAAGUCUGAUUGCUAUGGAAACAACAUUUUUGUCUGAGCCUGCACCCCCAGUGCAGUGGCAUGACGACAGAAGUGUUGAUAAGCAACCAGACAAGCCUGUUUAAAUAUGAGUGGCACUCUGAGGAAACAGUCUGCACAGGCAAAUCAGGGACAACUUUAAACAACAUGCAUUAAACCCCUUGCUACAGAGCAAGGCCCAUAUUAUGUACUCAUCUAUUCAUAUCCUUAAUCUGUUUUCUUUAUAUAUGUAUGUAAAAAAUAUUAAAUAAAAAAAGCAAAAUAUAAAAGAAAAAACUCAAAAUUGUUGCAAACUGACUUAUAUUUGUUGAAAUUAUGUUGAUGUGUUGUAGUGAGGUGACUUAUGAUAGUUCAAAAUGUGGUUUGCUUGCAUGACUUUUAACAGGUUGAAAUUUUACUUACAUUUUUAGAUGCAGUGUUUUCAAGAGUACUUAAUUUGAAGUGGGCUUUACUAAAACAGAUUAUAAGCUUUGCAAAUGCUUGUGUGUGAGAUUAUUUAAAGUAUUAAAUGUAUAGUGUACUUUACACUUAAAAGAGCAAUAAUUAUUGUCCUUAAUUAUUGAACGUACAAAACUGUUACAAAGUCUGUCAAAAUACCCAAAUAAUUGACUUUUCCUCUCCCUUUGAAGGAUUCCUUCAGAGCAAUGUAGAUUUCUUCAGAGCAAUGUAAUCCAAGGAUUCCUUCAGAGCAAUGUAAUCCAAGGAUUCCUUCAGAGCAAUGUUAUCCUUUGCAAAGCAGUAAAUCAGGAUGAACACUUUUUUAGUUUGUGUCUGUUUUGUUAUAUAUGUACAUGUAUUUAUUUACAACAUUUUAUAUACGACAUUCAAAGUUGUCAUGCUUGUACUAAAUGCACAUUUUCUUUCUCAAAAAAGGGUUAAUACUUAUGAUGUGGUUAUCAAUUAAUGCACAAUUUAAAUAUAUAAUUUUAUAAUUUGAUUAUCAUCAGCAAAGCAUUAUUUUAUUUAUUGAUAAUUUUUUUUGAAAGAAGGCUUUUUUAAAUCUCUUCAAAACUAACAAGUUUAUUUAAACAUACUGAAGAAACAAGUAUAGCCCUUUCAGUGCGGGAACCGAAUUUUGAAGGCCUAUGCAAACAGUUUGGAUCCUGAUGAGAUGCCACAAAACGUGGCGUCUCAUCAGGAUCCAAACUGUUUGCUAUUUUGAUAGUAUUCUUUGAAAAAAAUCGAAGAAAAUGCUAAUUUUAGAAAUUCAGCAGACGACAUUUUAGCAGAAGACAAAUUACCCAGCACGCAAAGGGAUAGUGUUCAGAAUGUGCACAUGUUUGAAUUGUCACUACAUGUAGUGCUUUAGAUUGAAUUGUCACUACAUGUAGUGCUUUAGAUUGAAUUGUCACUACAUGUAGUGCUUUAGAUUGAAUUGUCACUACAUGUAGUGCUUUAGAUUUACUGGUUUUCACCAAUAGAUUAUGUAAACCUCAGAAAUACUUUUUGUUCUAGAGUGUGCUAUGUCACUUGCAGAAUUUCCGGGACACCAAAAGAUGUACACAAAACAUUUUUGUAAAGCUUGAAGCAUUUUUGUUAAUGUUUAAUUUAUUUAGUUUACAACUGCAUAUGUAUAUAUCAAUAUAUCGAGAUUUAUUAUUAUGUAUACAAAUGUAAUGCUGGUAAGCAUAUAUAAAGAUUAAGAAACCAUCAUUUCUUUAAUAAUUUAUUUCAAGUUCUUUUAUUUGGACAAUGGAAUAUAACCUGUGUUUGCUCCUUUUUAUAUACAAAUGAGAAUUGCCAAUGUGUAUGUGUCCAACUGAUAAAAGAAUGUUUGAAAUUUCUACAUUUUAGUGCAUGUUUGUUUGGUGUUUGAUCAGUUUUAUUAUUUUUCAGAACCUAAUUAGCUCUAUUUUUUGUUUACUGUAGUCAUUGCAGAAAGAAAUUAACAUAACUUUAGAAACAUGAACCCUGUCUCAAAACCUUGAGGGUUCCUGGGCAUCACACAUUCACAGAAUCUUUCUUUUGUGGAGCAAGUAAAAACAUUUGUAUUGACUAUUAGAAAUAAAUAAAGAACCAUGAGUUCUGCUCAAAUUGUAUUCAUCCACUCCAUGUUUAAUCAUGUAAACGAUAUUAUAGGGUGAUUUUAAGGUCAUUACCAUCAGAUGCACUUUGAAUUCAUCAACAUCCCUAAUACAAUCCUAAAAGCAAUGUCCUGUAUCUACUAAGAUAAAGAGCAGUUUGAUAAUUCAACAUUCAGUGACUCAGAUAAUUAAUAUUUAUUUAUUUGUAGACAACAUGUCUACACUAAUGAUUUCAUCAACAAUGGGAAAUACCUGAUCAGUUAAUGUCAUUCAUUUGAUUUCAAUUAAAGAUAGAUGUGGGGCUUUUACAAGUGUGCCUGUUCAGGCAUUAUUGAUCCGCCAGUAGCUGUUAGAUCAUAAGAUGAAAUUCAGAGUUGUCAGGUGCAUGUUACAUUCACUUUAAUUGUAUUUCAAUAAGAGAGAAAGAUUCUCUUGAGAUUGAUGUGGUUAUGAAUUUGUAAAAUCAUAGUAGCAUUUAUAUGGCAGUCGUUACAAAACCCAAGUAACAAAUUCAAAGAAUCGGUAUUUAGCAUAGUUUUGACAAAUGUGAAUUCACAUAAUGUUGAAGUCUCGAAAAAACAAAAACACGAAAUGGCAUUCAUGAUCCAUCCUUGUAUUUAUUUAUUUUUAUAGCAAAGAAACAUAUCACAUAAUUCAGUGUUGCAAAUUUUAUAAAUGGCAAACUUCCAAGACUAGAUAUUUAUCACACUUUUUUGACAGCAGAUUCACAUGAUGUUGUAGUCUUGCCCAAAAGUAGGUUAAAAACCUCAAGGUAGUUGUUUUUUUUAGCUCACCUGUCACGAAGUGACAUGGUGAGCUUAUGUGACCGUGUGAUGUCCGGCGUCCGUAUGUGCGUACAUGCGUGCGUGUGUGCGUCCGUCAACAAUUUGUUUGUGUAGACAGUAGAGGUCGCAGUUUUCAUCCAAUCUUUAUGAAAUUUGGUCAAAAUGUUUAUCUUGAUGAAAUCUGGGUUGGGAUUGUAUUUGGGUCAUCUGGGGGUCAAAAACUAGGUCACUAGGUCAAAUAAUAGAAAAAACCUUGUGUAAACAUUAGAGGUCACAGUUUUCAUCCAAUCUUUAUGAAAUUUGGUCAGAUUGUUUAUCUUGAUAAAAUCUGGGUUGGGAUUGUAUUUGGGUCAUCUGGGGUCAAAAACUAGGUCACAAGGUCAAAAACUAGGUCAAAUAAUAGAAAAACCUUGUGUAGACAAUAGAGGUCACAGUUUUCAUCAAAUCUUUAUGAAAUUUGGUCAGAAUGUUUAUCUUGAUGAAAUCUGGGUUGGGAUUGUAUUUGAGUCAUCUGAGGUCAAAACCUAGGUCACUAAGUCAAAUAAUAGAGAAAACGUCAACAAUUUGUUUGUGUAUCAAGUAGAGGUCACAGUUUUCAUCCAAUCUUUAUGAAAUUUGGUCAGAAUGUUUAUCUUGAUGAAAUCUGGGUUGGGAUUGUAUUUGGGUCAUCUGGGGUCAAAAACUAGGUUACUAGGUCAAAAACUAG
Molecule: messenger RNA, 6125 nt
Organism: Dreissena polymorpha
Lineage: Eukaryota; Metazoa; Mollusca; Bivalvia; Myida; Dreissenidae
Product: ceramide glucosyltransferase-B-like
Exons: 8
Coding region: 68-1240 (390 amino acids)
Biological process (GO): glucosylceramide biosynthetic process
Cellular component (GO): membrane
Molecular function (GO): ceramide glucosyltransferase activity
Source: RefSeq, a predicted model, not a curated record